Messenger RNA from Hymenoscyphus albidus, 1290 nucleotides. NCBI's taxonomy places the organism in Eukaryota, Fungi, Ascomycota, Leotiomycetes, Helotiales, Helotiaceae. The record is from the annotation of a GenBank genome assembly.
AUGAACGAUGACAGACAAUUGAUCAUCACAGAUACUAAUAAAUCCCCGUUAGUCCAGAUCAUUGUCUGGAUUCUUCUAUCAACGUCCGUUUUGACCGUCCUUGUCCGAAUUGCGACUAAAACACUCUACGUCCGGAAGAUUGGAGCAGACGAUAUUUUGAUUCUAGUAGCAGUGGUGUGUUUAUUUGCCUUCUUUGGAGAACAUCAAAACCGUUGCUAACAGCUGCGUAGACUCUGGCUAUAGGACAGUCCACCGCUGUGCUGAUCUCUACAAAUAAUGGGUUUGGGCAGCAGAGCAAUACGCUCCAUGACUCUCAAAUCGAAGCAUUAACUAAGGUAUUUAUCCAUCCACCAAAGACUAUUCUCGUUACAGUACAAGUCUAAAGUUGCUUAGUCCCAAUAUGCGGGCAAUAUACUGGACACAGCCGUGUUAUCUCUCAUCAAGCUAUCAGUGCUUUCUUUCAUCAAAUCCUUGACAGCUGUUCGCCUUCAUCGCCAUUUAGCGACGGGGCUACAGGUCGUCAUAACUAUUUGGGCCGUGUCUGCUGAAUUUGCCAUCGCUUUCCUCUGCGGUGUCCCAGCUCCCUGGAACUACUUCCAUAGACCUUCCAGCUGUCUCGAUCACCGACUCAUAUUUUGGACAUACCACGGAGCAAUGAACAUCGUCACAGAGACAGGGCAAAUAUUACUCAUUCUUGGAAUCAUUUCCCAUCUCCACGUACCUCGAAAACGAAGGAUUAACCUCUGCUUAAUCUUUGGAGCACGAAUCUUGUGGGCUCCAUAAUCAAACAUGCAAGCUCCUGCUUUCCACUGACACAUUUUCAGCGUUAUUGCCAUGAUAGUAACCCAACUUGUAUUCCUACACCAAGCUUCGUCCUCUGAAGAUUUAGCAUUCGAUCUCUGGCCGUAUGUUACAUGCACACAAGGAGUACAGUGUGUGAGUUUUUUCACGGCCUGUAUACCUUAUCUAAAGCCAUUCCUGAAAAGCCUGGAGUCCGGGCUCCUGAGGGUUGACGACCUCCAUGGUUUUGGAACAACAGCAGGCGUUGGUCGAGUGGGAGGAAGCACAAAACGCUCCAAGGGGAAGUUUUCGUUAACUGUUGAAGAACCUGUGCCGAAUUCUACGUUGGAGCUAGAUGCACUUCGGACCUCUCAGUUACAACCUUACCCAAGGAUUACCGCGGCUCGAGAAGAAAAUCCUUCGUGGGAUCGUCGAAGUCAAACGAGUCAGUCGAGAAUAAUAAUGGAGAGAAGAAGCUGGGAAGUGAGCGUUGGAACAAUUGGUGCAUAA